This is a messenger RNA of Scleropages formosus (Asian bonytongue), 1318 nucleotides long. RefSeq names its product gamma-aminobutyric acid receptor subunit rho-1-like. The record is from RefSeq and is a predicted model, not a curated record. The transcript has 9 exons. Gene Ontology annotation, cellular component: membrane. Gene Ontology annotation, biological process: monoatomic ion transmembrane transport. Gene Ontology annotation, molecular function: transmembrane signaling receptor activity; extracellular ligand-gated monoatomic ion channel activity. Lineage: Eukaryota; Metazoa; Chordata; Actinopteri; Osteoglossiformes; Osteoglossidae. Bases 77 to 1318 code for a protein of 413 amino acids.
AUCAAGGAGAGAAACAUCCAGAGUGCAGACUGGAAGUCAUAAGUCUGGCAGUCCUGUCCUGCGAAGGAGUCCAGACAUGACAAAGUCCCCCGUGACAAAAUCCGAGCAGCUCUUAAGAAUAGAUGACCAUGACUUUACAAUGAGGCCUGGGUUUGGAGGGCCUGCGAUUCCUGUUGGGGUGGAUGUUCAGGUCGAAAGCCUUGACACAAUUUCUGAAGUUGAUAUGGACUUCACUAUGACCCUGUACCUGAGACACUACUGGAAGGAUGAGCGCCUGUCUUUCCCCAGCACGAACAACCAGAGCAUGACCUUCGACAGUCGCCUGGUGAGAAAGAUCUGGGUCCCCGACAUGUUCUUUGUGCAUUCAAAAAGGUCCUUCAUCCAUGACACCACGACGGACAAUGUAAUGCUGCGCGUGUAUCCUGAUGGCAACGUGCUCUACAGUUUAAGGAUUACAGUUACCUCCAUGUGCAACAUGGAUCUGAGUCGAUUCCCUCUGGACACUCAGACUUGCUCCCUCGAGAUCGAGAGCUAUGCAUAUACAGAUGAUGACCUCAUGCUCUAUUGGAAGAAGGGCAAUGACUCCCUGAAGACUGAUGACAGGAUAUCGCUGUCUCAGUUUCUCAUCCAGAAGUUCCACACAACCACAAAGCUAGCAUUUUAUAGCAGUACAGGCUGGUACAAUCGUCUGUAUAUCCACUUUACACUGCGGCGACACAUCUUCUUCUUUCUGCUGCAGACCUACUUUCCAGCCACACUGAUGGUCAUGCUCUCCUGGGUAUCUUUCUGGAUUGACCGGCGAGCAGUUCCUGCUAGGGUUCCUCUAGGUAUCACCACGGUGCUUACCAUGUCCACCAUCAUCACUGGGGUGAAUGCCUCCAUGCCCAGGGUCUCCUACAUUAAAGCUGUGGAUGUGUACCUCUGGGUUAGUUUUGUAUUUGUCUUCCUCUCUGUGAUAGAGUACGCCGCGGUCAACUAUCUGACCACGGUGCAGGAACGCAAAGAGAGGAAGCUGCGAGAUCAGCUCCCGUGCACAUGUGGCAUUUCCCACCCCGAUCCCAUGAUAAUGAAUGCAAGCUACAGCGACAUAGAUGUCAAUGCCACCGGGAACUACAGCAUGCCAGAGACUCGAAACAAACAGGAGAGGACCUUGGCACAGCUGGUGUUUGGGGAUGGUCAGGGCCGUGGACCUAUGAAAACCUCUUGGGGUUAUAUGAGCAUGUGGAUUGAUACCCAUGCCAUUGACAAGUACUCAAGAGUCAUCUUUCCUGGUGCCUACACCCUCUUCAACAUCAUUUAUUGGUCCAUCUACUCCUAA